AUGGAGAAAUCACUGGAGGUUGUUACGCUACAAGGGGCAUUGAAACUGGAUCCAGAAUGUUUCGAUUACUGGAAAGUCUCGAUGCAGCAAGUCAUCUCAAGCAUCAACAUGGAAGCUUGGUUUGCAGUGGAGGAUGGUUGGACCCAUCCAACUGAGAGGAAUGAAGAUGGUGAAUUGGUGCAAAAACAUAGAAAGAAGUGGACUGCUGAAGAAAAGGCUGAAGCCAAACACAAUUCGCAGGCCUUGUCAGUCAUCUUCAAAUCUCUGCCAAGAGAUAUCUUCAACCAAGUUCAAGGUUGUGUGUCGGCUAAAGAGGCUUGGGACAUUCUCGUAGUCACAUUUGAAGGAAUUACUCGAGUUAGGCGCACGAGGUUGGACAAUCUUGCAUCUGAUUUUGAGAAUCUGCAAAUGACUGAAACCGAAUCUGUGGCGGAUUACAGUAGUCAGUUGAGUGGUAUUGCUCAAGAAUCAGCUGUGUUGGGUAAACGAUACAAGGACAAGAAGCUGGUCAAGAAAUUUCUCAGAAGUCUACCUGACAAGUUUCAGCCGCACAGAUCUGCUAUUGAUGUGUCUUUGAAUUCAGACGAGCUCAAGUAUAAUCAAGUUGUUGGGAUGAUGCAAGCGUUUGAGAUGCAACUAAUGAAGAAAGAGAAAAUGAAUGCUAAGUCAUUUGCUCUUAAAGCUGCAGAAGAACAGAAACUUAUUGAAUCGCAUGAGCUUGAAGACGAAGAGAAGGUUGGUCUGUUGGUUAAAAAGUAUUUUCGCAAGAUGGAAAGAGGUCAGCGGAAGGGAACUCCAUCACUUGCAAGUGCAGAUCCUGUCAAGGGCUUCAGGAAGAAUGAUAAGUCAGAACGUCAGUGUGCUGAGUGUGAAGGAUAUGGUCAUUACAAGGCUGAGUGUCCAAACAACAAACGGAAGCACUCUCUACAAUGCUAUGGAUGCAAGGGUUUUGGUCAUACCAAGACUGAUUGUCCCUCCCAAGGAAGUAAUCAGAAGUCCUACAUCACAUGGAGUGAAAGUGAUUCUGAUGAAGAAGAUAACAAAGGUGAAAUUCUGAACAACUUUGUGGCUCUGCUGGGAGUAAUCGAGGAAGAUGAAGAAGAUGAAGUUCUGCUAUUGAAAGAAGACAUUGACAAGACAAUCGAGUCGGACUCAAAUGGGGAAGAGGUCGGCUUGUCGAUGGAAGAUCAGAUAAAUCUUCUUAUUCAAACUAUUGUGCAAAAGACUCAAGAUAACAGUGAGUUGUCUGUCGGGAGAGAUAAGCUUCAGAUGAACAUUGCAUUGUUGGCUAAGGAACUAUGUGAAGAAAAAGCCAAGUCUCUACGUCUUGAGAAGCAAUUGGAAGAACAGCUGAAGAGCAUCAGGAUGCUGAGUAAAGGAACUAAAGAUCUGGACUUCUUGCUCAGUACUGGACAAUCAAGCACUGCAAAGUGGGGUCUGGGUUAUCAGGGAAUCAGUUCUGACAAGUCCACACAGUUUAUUAAAGAGCAGAACCCUGAACAAAAACCCAAAGCACAACUUGUUGCACCAAAUGGACGUCAUAGUCAGAUUCCUAAGUGCAGAAUGGUAGCUUCUACUCAGCUGUUAAGAAGAGUUUGGCAAGGGUAUGUCAGAAAAGAUGAUCUCUACUGUCAUGUUGCGUACACAGCAGAUAGAACUGAAGUUGAUCAGACCAAGUGGUAUUUUGACAGCGGAUGUUCCAGAUAUAUGAAAGGGGCUCUUGACAAUUUGUCUCACGUAGAAGAUGUUGCUGCUGGAAGAGUAACGUUUGGAGAUGGAGCAAAGGGGAAAAUUCGUGGAAAGGGUACAACUAGUGGUGACAUUCAACCCGAGCUGAUUGAUGUGUUCCUGGUAGAUGGAUUGAAGGCCAAUAUGAUCAGUGUCAGUCAAUUGUGUGAUGAGGGCUUAGAUGUUACUUUCACCAGGAAGGAAUGA
Molecule: messenger RNA, 1935 nt
Organism: Camelina sativa (false flax)
Lineage: Eukaryota; Viridiplantae; Streptophyta; Magnoliopsida; Brassicales; Brassicaceae
Source: RefSeq, a predicted model, not a curated record